CCCGGGAUGGAGGGCUGGCCACGCAGGCGCGGGGGGCCGCGCCGAGAUCCCCACGCGGGAGCUUGUGGAGUCUCCAGCCGCCGCUUCUCACUUCAUUGGAGAAGAGGGCUGGGGCUGGGCCCGGGAGGGAGCUAAUAAAGAGUGAAUGUGCAGCAGCCGCCGUGGCGGCCGGAGUCCGCCCGAGCGACACCGGAGCGGUGCGCCCGGGAGGCGGCGAGGGGAGGCGGUUCGCCUCGUCCCUCGCACCCGCCCCUCUUUCUCUCUCUCCCUCCAGCUGGUCCCAGAGCCCGGCUCGCUUGGGUCCCUCUGCCCCCAUCCCGCACUCUUCCACCUCCUCCGAGUCCCGCUCCUCACCUAGGGCGCCCCGAACUGCCAUGGGUUAGGGUGGGGGCCGCCACCCGCGCGAAGGACCGGCUCUGUGCAUCCGCCGAGGACGCGGAGCCCGAACGCCGCUCGCCGCUUGCGGGCGCUGGGCAUGGGGAGUGCGGCGUGAGCCCGCACCCGGGGAGGACGCAGGAGCUGCGGAGACGGGAGCGAGGAGGAGGAGGAGAGGAGCCGUGGAUUGGAAGGACCCGAGGGAGGGAGAGGAGGGAGGGUGGGGAAGCGAGGGAAAAGUGAAGCUGGGAGGAGAAGGCGGCGGAAGGUGGGGAUUGAUGCUUCUGUUUUUUGUUGCCGCUGCUGCCCUCGCGCUGGGAGCUGAGCCGGAGGGAAGGCGGUGGAGAGAUGAUUGCAGAGUUGGUGAGCAGCGCUCUGGGGCUCGCCUUGUAUCUCAACACCCUGAGUGCGGAUUUCUGCUACGACGACAGCCGUGCUAUCAAGACUAAUCAGGAUCUUCUCCCAGAAACUCCAUGGACGCACAUUUUCUACAAUGAUUUUUGGGGGACUCUUCUAACCCACAGUGGCAGCCACAAGUCCUACCGGCCACUCUGCACUCUUUCUUUUCGCCUGAACCAUGCCAUUGGAGGGUUGAAUCCCUGGAGCUACCAUCUUGUCAAUGUCCUGUUGCAUGCAGCAGUCACUGGUCUCUUCACAAGCUUCUCCAAGAUCCUCCUCGGUGAUGGAUACUGGACCUUCAUGGCUGGCUUGAUGUUUGCUUCGCAUCCCAUUCACACAGAGGCAGUGGCCGGAAUCGUGGGACGAGCUGAUGUCGGGGCCAGUCUCUUCUUUCUCCUCUCCUUGCUCUGCUACGUUAAACACUGCUCUACAAGAGGCUACUCAGCCACGACUUGGGGCUGGUUCCUGGGGACAGGACUGUGUGCAGGAUGCAGCAUGUUGUGGAAGGAACAAGGAGUGACUGUUCUCGCGGUUUCAGCGGUUUAUGAUGUCUUUGUCUUUCACAGGCUGAAAAUGAAACAGAUAUUACCUACCAUUUACAAAAGGAAGAACUUGUCUCUUUUUCUCAGCAUUAGUUUGUUAACUUUCUGGGGGACCUCCCUUUUGGGUGCCCGGUUAUACUGGAUGGGAAACAAACCACCAAGCUUUUCCAACUCUGACAACCCAGCUGCUGAUUCAGAUAGCCUCCUUGCCCGCACCCUCACCUUCUUCUACUUGCCAACCAAGAACCUCUGGCUGUUGCUAUGCCCAGAUACACUCAGUUUUGAUUGGUCGAUGGAUGCCGUGCCUCUGCUCAAAACAAUUUGUGAUUGGAGAAACCUACACACUGUGGCCUUCUAUACUGGACUCCUCCUCCUUGCCUACUACGGUUUGAAGAGCCCAAACAUAGAAAGAGAAUGCAAUGGGAAAGCUGUAACAAAUGGCAAGCAGAAUGCAAAUGGACAUAGCUGCCUUUCAGAUGUGGAGUACCGGAACUCAGAGAUUAAGCCCAGCUUUGCAUCCAAAGUAGAAAAUGGCAUUAAAAAUGAUGUAUCACAGAGAACGCAACUUCCUUCUACUGAGAACAUUGUUAUUCUGUCUUUAUCUUUGUUAGUAAUACCCUUUGUUCCUGCCACGAACUUGUUUUUCUAUGUUGGCUUUGUAAUCGCAGAGCGAGUAUUAUAUAUUCCUAGUAUGGGCUUCUGCCUCCUGAUUACAGUGGGUGCCAGAGCCCUUUAUGUCAAAGUCCAAAAGCGGUUUCUCAAGACCUUGAUUUUUUAUGCUACAGCAACAUUAAUUGUUUUCUAUGGACUCAAGACUGCAAUCAGGAAUGGAGACUGGCAGAAUGAGGAAAUGCUGUAUAGGUCAGGGAUAAAAGUAAAUCCAGCUAAAGCAUGGGGUAACCUUGGAAAUGUUCUGAAGAGUCAGAGCAAAAUUUCUGAAGCCGAAACCGCCUAUAGAAAUGCUUUGUACUACCGCAGCAACAUGGCUGACAUGCUUUAUAAUUUAGGGUUACUUCUACAGGAGAACAGCAGGUUUGCAGAAGCACUACAUUAUUAUAAAUUGGCCAUUGGGAGCAGGCCUACCCUGGCUUCUGCAUAUUUAAACACCGGUAUUAUUCUAAUGAACCAAGGAAAGACAGAAGAAGCCAGACGUACAUUCUUAAAGUGUUCUGAGAUCCCCGAUGAAAACCUGAAAGAUCCUCACGCACACAAGAGCUCUGUUACCAGCUGUCUGUACAAUCUGGGAAAACUCUAUCAUGAGCAGGGACACUAUGAGGAAGCCCUUAGUGUAUACAAAGAAGCAAUUCAGAAAAUGCCAAGGCAGUUUGCCCCACAGAGCUUGUACAACAUGAUGGGUGAAGCAUAUAUGCGAUUAAGCAAGCUCCCUGAGGCUGAGCAUUGGUAUAUGGAAUCUCUGAGGUCCAAGACUGACCACAUCCCUGCUCAUCUCACCUAUGGGAAACUGCUAGCUCUAACAGGUCGUAAGAGCGAGGCUGAGAAGUUCUUCUUGAAGGCUAUCGAACUGGAUCCCACCAAAGGAAACUGCUACAUGCAUUAUGGUCAAUUUCUUCUGGAAGAAGGUCGCCUCAUAGAAGCAGCUGAGAUGGCAAAAAAAGCAGCUGAACUGGACAGCUUGGAGUUUGACGUUGUCUUCAAUGCCGCACACAUGCUCAGACAGGCUAGUCUCAAUGAAGCAGCUGAGAAGUACUAUGACCUGGCAGCCAGGCUGAGACCUAAUUAUCCCGCUGCGCUGAUGAACCUGGGCGCCAUCCUGCACCUCAACGGCAGGCUCCAGAAGGCCGAGGCCAACUACCUGCGGGCGCUGCAGCUCAAGCCCGAUGACGUCAUCACGCAGUCCAAUCUCCGCAAACUCUGGAACAUCAUGGAGAAACAAGGCUUAAAGACUUCCAAGACCUGACACAGGGAGCAGAAAGAAACCCAUCCUCCUCCAUUUCCCAAAGCCGGCUUCCUUAACAGACAGAACUUCCCCAUAAGAACGCAUUUUGGUCUUCCAGGCCCAGGGCAGAGGUCAUUGAGGUCACUGCCACUUGUGGGAGAAUCCUCUUUGCUGUUGGCACAGCUGUUAACACCAAGAAAAGGGGGGGGGGGACAUUGGAAACCUCCUGGAGGAGGUAAUUGUUACCCAUAGACUGUAAACCAGAGCACUUAAAACAGAAUUUUUUGACAUUCUUAAAAGGGGGGGGGGUUGUCUUUUAAGUUACAGAUUUGGUUCAUUUUUAAAGCUAAUCUCAAAAUGAUGUUGUUCCUGAAACACUGUGAGAGGAAGUCAGAGUGUCCACUCAGCCACCGUAAACUAUUGAGGUGAAGUUGUUAAUAGGGAGAGAUUAAAGCGUAGUGUGAAUCCCAGUGAGCCACUGGUUGUCCUGACGCUGCUGUCUUCCCUCUUUGGGACAGCCUGCUUACCAAUUUCUGAAGCUUAGGAAAUUCUUUUUUUAAAUACUGUGUCCGAAUCUGUUGGAAUCUGCAGUCGUUCCUUGACUAGUGCACAUAAUGUUUUAUGAUUUAUAUGUCACAGUCUUCAUUCUUUGGGACAUCAUUUGGUUUUUGUGUUCUGAAAAGGAUUUGGGGAGAGUAGAGCCAACCAGACUUCACGCUUAUGUUGUGAGAGGGGCUGGGGAGGCCUUAAAUGUGUCAGGCGGGCUUUUUUUUUUUUAUUAUUUUAAUGUUGCCACUAUUUUCCCCCAAACUGCCUAAUAGAAUUUGUUAUAUUAAUUCUUUUGAAAUUCUCUUUUACAAUGGCUAUUCCUGGUUAACGUGCUUGUGUACAUAGGAUAAAGGAAAGGGAAGUUUAUAAGUGUUCUUGUUCCAAUAACUAACCAACACCUAUUAGACAAAAGGGAAGAUGCUUCGUGCUUCCCAGAUGUUGCUGGUUAAAAAAUCGAGUCUACACAAAGAAGUGUAUGGUGAUAGUUGCCAUUGAUUCGGCAUUUUGGAAAGAGUUGGUAUAAAAUCGUAAUCGCUUUCUAAUAAGUACCUAAACAGUAAUGCUGAUGAGUUUUUUUCAAAGAAUUAUUUUUAUCUUAUUUUGCUCUUCCUGAAAGAUGUCAAAAAUGACUUAUUUUUAGCUGAAAUAGAGUGUAGCAUUAGCCUGCGUAUUUCUAGGUCUUCUGCCAAGUAUUUUUCUCAGUUGAAAACUAUUUUUCACUAGCAAAUUUGAUCAUUUUUUUCAUUACCUGUUAGUAACCACCUCAGUGAUCAUUUCAACAAGGAAAAGACUAUAAAUGAAGUAGAGAAAAAACAUUUAUUGAACAGUUUUUGGCUUGCAGUCAAACUUUGCUACUAAAAAUUAACUUCAUAUAACGCUAGUCCAUUAUCAGUUUCUUCAUAGAGAAAGUAGCUAUGUUAUACCCUACAUAUUUAUUUAUUUAUUGUUCUACCAUAGCAGAAUAACAAAACCAAACUUGAUGCAUUAAGCCAGUUCUUUGUAACUCAAAAUUACCUGUUUUUCCUUCUUUCAUUCUCCAUGUAUAUAUGAUCAGCGUCCCCAUUAAAGGGAAGCUAGACAUGCAGAUACAUCAUAUUAUGUUUUCUCCAUAUUUUAUAUGUUUUGCUAUAUAUCUGAAUACAAUGGGAUAAAAAAAUUUUAAGUUGGGUUUCUUUUGCCUUUGUUUUUUUUUUGGGAGGGCCAAUUUUGUUGGGGGGGUUUUUUUGAUGGUGUUAAUAAGGCCCUCUAAUAAUAUGUAUAUUAUUUUGUAAACAUUUCAUUGAAGGGCCAAAAGUUAACUUAUAACUAAAUCACUGUGUUUUCGGAAUGAUAUUUAACAACAACAAACCCUUGGUCAAACCAAAAGAGUGGGUUGCAGUGUAUUUUUCAUCUUCUAGUGCAUUGGCAAUUUCAAAAAACAAAAGAAGAAAAGAAAUUUUAUAUAAGGCUAUAGAGAUUAAUUCAAUGUCUAACAUUUGUAUUUAUUUAAAUAGUUAUUGACCUAUGAUGACUUCCUAGGCUUAACAUUUUAUGUCUUUUUGUUGUUAUUGUUAAUUCUUCCAAAGACUUGGUUCUUAAUAGGUUCACUGAAUGCACAGUAGAGGCACUUCAUGUUGACUCAGUCCCCAAGUAGCAUUAAUAAUUGGGCCUGUGUCAUAAAAUGCAUGGAUCUUUAAUAACUAAAUGUCCCUGACACUUUUCACUACAGGGCUGGACUUAGUAACUGACCAACUCGGGGGGAGGCUUAGGGGUGGAGGGGGUUAGAAAAUGAUCAAAAAAUGUCUCUGCUCAGGGAUUUAUGGUGGAUUAUUGCAGACAGUGCUAAAAAUAUAGAGCACAAGACAAGUUUACUAAAUUAAAAUUUUAUUUUUUGAGAAACUUAUUUGUAUAAAUUAUCAAGAUUUGUAGGCUUUCCUUUUGUAGAAAUAAUUGUUUUAUGUGCCAGAGAAUUUCAAUUUUGUUUUCAACAAUAAAGCAUUGAUAACAAAU
Molecule: messenger RNA, 5751 nt
Organism: Microcebus murinus (gray mouse lemur)
Lineage: Eukaryota; Metazoa; Chordata; Mammalia; Primates; Cheirogaleidae
Gene: TMTC2
Product: transmembrane O-mannosyltransferase targeting cadherins 2
Biological process (GO): protein O-linked glycosylation via mannose
Cellular component (GO): endoplasmic reticulum membrane
Molecular function (GO): protein binding; mannosyltransferase activity
Source: RefSeq, a predicted model, not a curated record